CUCACAUGUCAUUCACCCAUUUCUCCUCUCACUCGACUUCCCUUGUUCUUUUCGCCCUCAAACCUCUUUAACCCAACAAAUCCCUCAAAACCUUCACCCUCUUGUCCCCUCCCCAUCUUCAUCAACAAUGGUAGCUUCCUUAACAAUCUCGAAAUUCAUCUCAGCAGCCUCCGCCAUUUCAUUUCCCAAAGCCACUGCCAAAAUUUCCUCUAAAUCCAUCUCUUCAAAGCCCUAUAUUUCUCCCCUUUCCCUCAACCUCCGCCGCCGCCUUUCAAAACCCAUUUCCUUUUCCACCAAGACCACCCAAAUCUCCGCCGCUAUCUCCGUCGGUGAUAAGCUUCCCGACGCCACCCUAUCCUACUUCGACUCAGAUGGAGAACUCCAAACUACCACCAUCUCCUCCCUCACGGCCGGCAAGAAAGCCGUUCUUUUCGCCGUCCCUGGGGCUUUCACUCCCACAUGCUCCCAGAAACACCUCCCCGGGUUCGUUGAAAAAUCAGGGGAACUUAAAGCAAAAGGAGUGGACACCAUCGCCUGCAUCUCGGUGAACGACGCCUUCGUGAUGAGGGCUUGGAAAGAGGAUCUGGGUAUCAAGGACGAGGUGCUUUUGUUGUCGGACGGGAAUCGGGAAUUCACGAAGAAAAUUGGGUGCGAAAUGGAUUUGAGUGAUAAGCCGGUUGGACUGGGUGUCCGGUCUAGAAGGUACGCGCUGUUGGCUGAAGAUGGAGUGGUUAAACUUGCUAAUUUGGAAGAAGGUGGGGCUUUCACUUUCAGCGGAGCUGAAGACAUCCUCAAGGUUCUGUGAUUUAACAUCUUUUGAUUCCUCGAAACUCUUUCGUUGGCUAGUUUAUAGUUUUGCUUUGCAAAAAUGCCAAUAAAAAUGAGCAGGCUCCCAUGAAAUGUUGGCAGUGGAGAGACAUGAAUGAUAUUUUCCUCUAGACUAUGUGUGUUUUUUCUUUUUUGCGAUGCAAUGUUUCGUGUAUGUUAUGUUUUCUUGGAAAUGUGUUGGAGUUGGAUCCAUUUAUAUUUCA
Messenger RNA from Hibiscus syriacus, 1031 nucleotides. RefSeq names its product peroxiredoxin-2E, chloroplastic-like. The record is from RefSeq and is a predicted model, not a curated record. Gene Ontology annotation, molecular function: thioredoxin peroxidase activity. The transcript has a single exon. Gene Ontology annotation, biological process: hydrogen peroxide catabolic process; cellular response to oxidative stress; cell redox homeostasis. NCBI's taxonomy places the organism in Eukaryota, Viridiplantae, Streptophyta, Magnoliopsida, Malvales, Malvaceae. The coding region runs from base 128 to 805 and encodes 225 amino acids. Gene Ontology annotation, cellular component: cytoplasm.